CUAAACACUGGUUAAAGACAGGUUCACACUUCUGUUUCUCCAUUAAACUCAAACCUCUGUCCUGUACAGACACCAAACACUUCAGACAACUUUAACUGUCUAGUCCGACUGGAUCCCAUUAUUAACAUCUCUGCAGCACUGGAUCAUGGUCCUUCAGGCCAGUGGUGUCAUGAGUAUCCCAGCUACUGUAAGUGUUGACAAUCAGCUACCUGCUUCUUGGACGACCCACUACAACUGCACUGAUGUUUCUAUGAUGACAUCAAGUCGAUUUUGGACUCAGGAUCCUCACCCUCAGAACUGGACCAAGUACCAGGUAUGGGAAUGGCUCCAACAGACACUGGACAUGCACCAAAUUGAUGCCACCAGCAUUCCCUUCCAAAACUUUGACCUUGACGGGAGGCAACUGUGCAAUAUGAGCUUCCAAGACUUCACCCGGGCAGCCGGAUCCGUAGGUUCAAUUCUUUUCCAGAGCCUGACUGACCUCAAGUGGAAUGGUCAGUAUGGUCAAACAGAUAUGUUUACACCGGCUGACAUUAAAACAGAAAUAGAUGCAGACUUCCCAUGUUCAAUUCUCCCCUUCAAGGAAGAAUCCAGCUUUUACAGCACUCCAGAACUGUUUGAUAUUAAAAGCUCAUUCCAGACUAGCACCAUAUUGCCCUCACCAGCUCCUUUAAGCCCAGAUCCCAAGCGGUCACAAGUCAAAAGACACAACCCCCGUGGGACGCACCUUUGGGAGUUCAUCCGAGACAUUCUCCUGAACCCCGAGCGUAACCCAGGCCUGAUCAAAUGGGAGGAUCGCUCCGAGGGAGUUUUCCGCUUUCUGAAGUCAGAAGCUGUGGCUCAGCUCUGGGGAAAGAAGAAAAAUAAUAGCAGUAUGACCUACGAGAAGCUCAGUCGAGCAAUGAGGUAUUAUUAUAAACGCGAGAUCCUGGAACGGGUUGAUGGACGUAGGCUUGUCUAUAAGUUCGGCCGAAACGCUCGAGGCUGGAGAGAGUCGGAGAAAUGAAGGACUUUUUUUUUUCUUCGUACGUAUAGCUUUCAAGUGAAGCCUUUAUUUAUGACGCUAGUUUUGACGCCAUGGGACUACGCUGUUGUUUUUAUAAUAAUCACGUGCCUGUCUGUCAUCUUGUUUUUUUGUUUGGUUGUGUUUAACACACUCUUCAACACUGUUUACAAAUGUACCAUUGACUUUUUUUAUUUGAAUUUCACUCGUGUCUAGAAAUGAGAAAUGUAGUUUUCUUAUUGUUUGGAUUGUCGUCGUUUGUCUUGAAGGGUCCUGAGCAUGAAGUGCUGUUGCAUGAACUCAUAGAGGAGAUUUAACUUGGUAAAACACUUAAAAUGAAGGACUGGGUUAAAAAAAAAAGCAGCUUAAAUUGCAGGUUGUGGUUUAUAUUGAUAUGGAUUUCAGUAUACAUCCUGAACCACGAAAAGCCACAUUGUACAUUUUUGUAUUGAUGUUUGUAAAUAGAUGUAUGUUUUACAAUUUAGGUUAUAAAAAAAACUCAAUAAUAAAAGUUUUUAAACUUU
Molecule: messenger RNA, 1527 nt
Organism: Danio aesculapii
Lineage: Eukaryota; Metazoa; Chordata; Actinopteri; Cypriniformes; Danionidae
Gene: ehf
Product: ets homologous factor
Exons: 9
Coding region: 146-1006 (286 amino acids)
Biological process (GO): regulation of transcription by RNA polymerase II; cell differentiation
Cellular component (GO): nucleus
Molecular function (GO): sequence-specific DNA binding; DNA-binding transcription factor activity, RNA polymerase II-specific
Source: RefSeq, a predicted model, not a curated record